Messenger RNA from Dimorphilus gyrociliatus, 2822 nucleotides. NCBI's taxonomy places the organism in Eukaryota, Metazoa, Annelida, Polychaeta, Dinophilidae. The record is from the annotation of a GenBank genome assembly.
AUUUAGGAGAUUAGGAUAGUAAAGAUAUAAAGUUGUUUAAAGCAAAAAUGUCGAAACAUUUCUUUGAUUGGACUGAUUAUUUAACAAUGUUUACCUUGCUUGCUGCAAGUAUUGGAAUAGGAAUAUUCCUAGCUUGUACAGGAGGAAAACAGAAGACUACUAGUGAAUUUUUACUAGGAGAUAGGAAAAUGAAUCUUAUUCCCGUUGCAUUAUCCUGCAUGGUCUCCUAUUUAUCUGGUAUAUCUAUACUUGGUUACGCUGCCGAAGUAGCCUACUUUGGAACUCAAUUAAUGGUUGGAAUUUUUGGGCAAAUAGUAGGAGGUGUCUUCUGCGCUUUUACCAUUGUUCCAUUCCUGCAUAAGCUUGGUUAUCUAAGUAUAAAUCAGUACUUAGAGGAGAGAUAUCGGUCAAAAGUCGUAAAAUACAUAGGAACUGGAACUCAGAUAAUUAAUGCACUAGUUCUAAGUGGAAUAAGCCUUUUUCCGCCAAGUGUUGCUAUACAUAGAGUCACUGGAAUAAGUGUAUGGUCCUGUGUCGUUAUUCUGGGAAUUACAUGUACAUUUUACACAACAUUAGGAGGUAUCAAAGCUGUAAUUUGGACUGAUGUCAUUCAAACAGGAUCAAUUGUUAUCGGUCUCUUAGUGAUAAACAUCAGGGCUUUUCUUGCAGUUGAAAGUUAUGAUUUAAUUAUUGAAAGAGUGAAAGCAUCCGGAAAAAUAAAAUUUUUCGAUAUCAAUCUAUCACUGUUAGAAAGAUUUACACUACCAGCAACUCUUGUGGCAUACUUUACAGUUUCCUUCUUCUUUAACGGAUGCUCACAAACCGUUGCGCAAAGAAUAGCCAGCGUUCCAACUCCUAAAGAUGCUAAGAGAAUGAUCCUAUUGUCGGCCAUUUCAUCAACAUUGUGCGUGAUACUUUGCUGCACGGGAGGACUUGCUGCAUAUUUCUAUUACGAAUCAAUUGGGUGUGAUCCUUUACCAUCCGGUAAAAUUAAGAGUACAGAUGAAAUACUUAUAUAUUUGGUUGGAGAUAUAUUUGAUCAACCAUGUAUCCUUGGCGUUAUUAUAACAGUCCUUAUUUCUGGAACUUUAAGCAAUAAUUCAUCGGCAAUGAGUAGUAUUUCGGCUAUUGUUUGGAAUGAUAUUCUUAUGAAAUUCUUUUCUAGAGUAACUGAAAAGACUAAAGCUUUGAUUAACAAGUUAAUAGUUGUCAUUUGUGGUGUUUUGGCAAUAUUGAUGGGUAUAACAUUUUCAUACUUGAAAGGAACUUUACUUAAGAAUACUAUUACAUUUAUGAGUAUUACUUGGUUGCCUAUAUGCUCAUUUCCAUUGGCAGGAGCCUUUUUCCCUUUUAUAUCAUCUAGAUCUAUAUUAUUGGCAAAUUUCCUUAGUUGCGCAUUCAUUUCUUGGAUUUCAUUGGGUUCUUUUUUCAACGCAACUCAAUCUAAGCCGAUAACUUUUAGUACGACAAAUUGUACUAAUUAUACAGAGCCUACAAUAUCAUCAUUCCUUAAUGAAACCACAUUCGACGACAGGUCGAUAGUUCAGAAAUACUUUUACGGAAUAUCCUAUAUUUGGUACCCGGCACUAGGUCUUAGUACAACUAUAAUUUUAGCCCUCCUCUUCUCGAUAAUCCCUUUGAUGAGAGAUAGGAAAGUUGAAAAGAAAUACGUAAUAUCCUGGGUAAGAAGAUUCAUUAAAGACUAUGAUGAAGAAGUCCCACUAAAAUAGUGAUGAAAAGAGAAAAGAUACUACUCAUCCUAUAAUAGAAAUCAUAUAGAUAAAAAGAAAUUUGAUAGAAAAAGCAAUUCGAAAGAAGAAUAAUAAUUCUCACAUAAGAAAGCAAUUUUGUGUGGAUAAAGAUAUAACCUUGAAAUUCUUUUACAAACAAAUCCGAUAUUGUUUGUUACUUUCGAAAUUGAUGGAAAUUUCGUAAUAUUAAGAAUUUUUUUGUAUAAAUGUUUACUUCCGGCUAUAUAGGAGUGGUUUUUAUGAUUUAUAUAAAUUUUCAGUGUUUGAUUUCUGUUAUAUAUUGACUUUAUCUUUUUGUUUUUUCUCAAAGAAACAUAUAUACUUAUAAAUAUAACAUUACCAAAUCCUAAUAUAAGGAUGAAAAACAAUAAAGAUCUACAUAAGGUAAAGAGAUAUAAGUAUGAUUGAUGUUAGGAAAAGAAGAAGGAGAAAGAGUAACAUUUAAAAGAGAUAAACUCUUUUCUUUCAGUGAAUAUUUUGUUAAAUAAAUACCUAAGAGGGAGAGAGAUAGUAUAAAAUUACAAAUGUAUUUUUACAAUGGUUGCCAGAUGUUUAUGAAAUUCUACAAGUAUAUAUAGAACGGUUAAUUCAACAACGCAAUAGUUCCAAGGUUUGUCCAAUACGAGGAAGUUGUGGGAAUAAAAACUAUCCAAUUAUGAAAUAUUUUCUGGUGUUUAUUGGGGUUGUAUUCUUCAUUUCUGCAGUUGUUGAUUCUACUGGGAGGAAGAGGAGAUUUUCACCACUCUCAUCUUGUCUUUUUAAGGGAAUUAUUUUCAGGAGAGGCGACAGAAUCCGUUUUGGAGAUGAUCUUAUUGAAUGUAAAUUCAAUGGCUUUUAUUCUUAUUUUGUAAAAGUUACAGAAGAAGAAAGUUCUGGUGAAGUUGACAGACCAAACUGUCCUGUUCCAAGUUGUAUGUAUCCCUAUCAAGCCAUAUAUAUGGCUAACGGAUGCGAAGAAUGCAGAGUCGUACUUGAAUAUUAUAAAUAGAACGCUGAUGGAAUAUCUUUUAUUAAGCGAUGAAUAACAGAAGUAAGAAAAGAUGCUUGAAUAAUGACUUUUGAACUUUUUUU